AGAGGGAAAGGGGGGAGAGGAGAGAGGAGAGAAAAAAAAGCAGCUGGAAAGACAAUCUAUUUCAUCUUGACUCAUCAUCAUUCCAAGAUAGUGGCAUCUCUGGGGCUCUCUGCUAAUGUUAAUAUGGUACAGAAGAUUUAAAAUUAGCUGAUGUUCACAAGAAAAAGAGUCACGUGAUGUAUGAAGGCAAACAUAUACACUUUUCUGAGGUUGAUAAUAAGCCAUUGUGCUCCUACAGCCCCAAACUGUGUAAGCAGAGGCGACUAAAUGGCUACGCCUUCUGUAUCAGGCAUGUUCUGGAGGAUAAGACCGCCCCUUUCAAGCAAUGUGAAUAUGUGGCGAAGUACAAUAGCCAACGCUGCACCAACCCUAUCCCUAAAUCUGAGGACCGUAGGUAUUGCAACAGUCACCUACAAGUUCUUGGCUUUUUACCGAAAAAGGAGAGGAAGAAAAAGAACGAUCCAACAGAAGAGGUAAAAGUCCGGCACCAGAUGGAUUCAAUAGCCUUCAGCCUGACAGUUCCUCCACUGGCUUUGAAGAUGCCCAAUGGCCUGGAUGGGCUGUCUCUUUCUCCACCAGGGGCCCGGCUUCCUCUCCACUACUUAGAAGCAGAAUUGGAAGACCCCUUUGCUUUCAACGAGGAAGAUGAAGAGCUCAAGAAAGGGACAGCUGUGAAGAAAAAGUUGCAGAGCAAAUUAGCCCAAAACCGUCAACGCCAGAAAGAAACUGAGAUUCUGAAAGUUCGCCAAGAGCACUUUAGCCCCGUUCCUGCACCUUUGCAGCAGCAGCCUUUGCAACCACAGCAACAUGCCCAUCUCUCACAUAUACCAACAUCUUUAAAGCCAGCAGUGCUCCCACAGGGCUUAGUCUGCAAGUCACCUCAACCUCAGAAUACCAGCCUACCAAUGCAGGGAGUGGCACCCACCACACAUGCUAUAGCACAAGCCAGGCAGUCGGCCAACAAAAGACCUCUGCCUCUCUUGCACCCUACUAAAGUCCAUGCCCCAGACCCACCCAGGGCUGACAGGAUCCUAAUGAAAGCCACAGCCUUCUCCCCGUAUUCAUUCUGUAGGAGCCGGUUACAGAGACUGGUGAAACUGUGCACUCAAAAACAUCAGCUGGAUGCUGACCUCUUUCCACAUUUAGGGUUGGACUGGUCUGAAGAUAGUGGAGAAGAACUGGAAGAAUUAGACCAAACCUCUCCAUACCAGGUUGCAUGGUCUAUCCGGGAGGCCCUCAGAUAUGAAAGGAAUGAGCCUGAUGAUGAUGAUUAUGCCAGUGGCAGGAGAACCCGCAUUUCCCAACUUUGCACUUACUUUCAGCAGAAAUACAAGCACCUCUGCCGCCUGGAGCGGGCAGAAUCUCAACAAAAGAAAUGCCAACAUACAUUCCGGAAAGCAUUGCUGCGGGCAGCAAACAGAGAACCGGAAUAUGCUGGGCAGCUGAUUCGAGAACUCCAUAGAGCUUCAUGUCCUCGGACCAGUACUAGCUCAUCACUUUGUGAGACUUCCAUAGAUGUAGAAGAUAUCCUCUUGAAUCGAUCGCAGCAGCUUUUUUCAAGUUGUACAGCUAAGUUUGCUGAUGGACAGCAAUGCUCUGUGCCCGUUUUUGACAUUACACAUCAGACCCCCUUAUGUGAAGAACAUGCCAAAAAAAUGGAUAACUUCUUGAGAGGAGACAGCUGUCGCAAAGUUCAACACCAGCAGCAGAAGAAACCCAGGAAAAAAACGAAGCCCCCGGCGCUUACCAAAAAACACAAGAAAAAGAGAAGACGAGGACCACGCCGCCCCCAAAAGCCAAUUCCUCCUGCUGUGCCCCAAGGAAACCUUAUUAUGCCCACCAGCAUCUCACUGCCAAUGGAGUUAGCUCAUAUACGGAGUCCCUCCACACCUGAGCUGAGUACAGAUGAGCUGCCAGAUGACAUUGCCAAUGAAAUCACAGACAUUCCACAUGACCUGGAAUUGAAUCAGGAGGACUUCUCUGAUGUCCUACCACGACUGCCUGAUGACUUGCAAGAUUUUGAUUUCUUUGAAGGUAAAAAUGGAGACCUCCUCCCUACCACUGAAGAGGCAGAGGAACUGGAACGGGCCUUGCAGGCUGUAACUUCUCUUGAGUGCCUGAGUACUAUUGGUGUGCUCACUCAAACGGAUGGCGUACCAGUUCAGGAACUAUCGGACAGAGGAAUAGGGGUGUUUUCCCCAGGUGCUGAAACUUCAGGAAUUCAAUCUUUGAGCCGAGAAGUCAAUGCAGAUCUAGGUGAGCUGCUGAAUGGGCGCAUAGUACAUGAUGACAAUUUCUCUAGCCUGGAUCUUGAUGAGAACUUGCUCCGUUCUGCUACCUUAUCCAACCCAUCUACGCCCCUGGCAGGGCAGAUUCAGGGGCAAUUCUCUGCCCCAGCCAACGUUGGCCUUACUUCGGCUACUCUGAUAAGCCAGAGUGCGCUUGGGGAGAGAGCCUUCCCAGGACAGUUUCAAGGACUUCACGAUGGCAGCCAUGCCUCCCAGAGGCCACACCCUGCCCAGCUGCUAAGCAAGGCAGAUGACCUAAUCACCUCACGACAGCAAUACAGCAGUGACCAUUCACACUCCUCACCCCAUGGAAGCCAUUAUGACAGUGAGCAUGUGCCAUCACCUUACAGUGACCAUAUAAGGUCCCCCAGUUCCACCUCUUAUUCUAGCGAUAAUUUGGCAGCUACUUUCUCUACUGAGAUGCCCAUCAUAGCACAGCAUCUGCUCCCAUCGCAACUGGAGGUGCCACUUAGUGGCGUGGUGAAUCCCAGAACUCACUGGGGGAGUCUCCCCGUAAACCUUGGUGACCCUUCUCCAUUUAGUAACCUGCUUUGUGCAGAUGGACACCUCCUUUCCACUUCCCUGUCUACACCACCUACUACAUCGCACUCAGAGACCACCCAGCCUGCCUUCGCCACCGUAACCCCCAACAGCUCCAGCGUGCUUCCGGGGUUACCACAGACCAGUUUCAGUGGCAUGGGUGCUGCAUCUUCUGAACUCAUGGCCUCCACUUCUCCUAAGCAGCAGCUCCCACAGUUCAGUGCAGCCUUUGGCCACCAACUAAGCUCCCACAGUGGCAUUCCCAAGGACCUGCAGCCCAGCCACAGUUCCAUAGCUCCUCCAACUGGCUUUGCAGUAACAGGUGCCACAGCUACAAGUACCAAUAAUGCAUCAGCUCCUUUCACCACCUCCAGCUGAGUUUGUCUGCCUGUGAACGACAGGCAGUUUGGGUACCUUAUGUAACCAUCAUUGUAUCCACCACCACCUUUUCUCUUCCUGGUUUUUGUCACCCCUUCUUUUUAAAGACUUUUUUUUAUUUAAAACAAAAAAGAGGGGCAAAUGUCCUGAUUCAGUACAGACCAGGGUUUUCCUGUUAAGCUCUGCUCUAAUUAUCCUAUGUGCUGUU
Protobothrops mucrosquamatus (brown spotted pit viper) is the source of this 3414-nucleotide messenger RNA. It is a transcript of the gene INO80D, whose product is annotated as INO80 complex subunit D. Bases 177 to 3206 code for a protein of 1009 amino acids. The transcript is spliced from 11 exons. Lineage: Eukaryota; Metazoa; Chordata; Lepidosauria; Squamata; Viperidae. The record is from RefSeq and is a predicted model, not a curated record. Gene Ontology annotation, cellular component: nucleus.